Molecule: messenger RNA, 1176 nt
Organism: Lactuca virosa
Lineage: Eukaryota; Viridiplantae; Streptophyta; Magnoliopsida; Asterales; Asteraceae
Source: the annotation of a GenBank genome assembly
AUGGAUUUUGAUGAAAUGGUCAUGAAAACAAAUCCAAACGAAUCAGUUUCAGAUUUAAGAGAUAAAUACUUUGCUGAAUGGUUUGAGGACAAAGUAAUGUAUAAGACACCUGAUGGAAGUGCUACACACUUAGAAGUUAUAGCUAAUAAACCAUCGAGACAUGCUCGUUACUAUAAUGGGUAUUUUGUAAAUGGUUAUAAGUUUCACACUCAACAAUACGGUGAGGGUCGUGUGACGAAUAACUUUGGAGUAUGUGUGAGAGGGGAGACGUAUAAUGCCGAACAAGAGUCAGACUACUAUGGCAUAGUGCAAGAGAUCAUAGAGAUUAAGUAUUAUAGCAGCGGACCCUCGACUGUUGUACUGUUUAAUUGUAUUUGGUUUGAUAACAAAGACGGUGUAAUAGUCAACAAAAACAAGUUGAUUGAUGUCAAACCCAACUCUCGACUUCAAACUGACGACCCUUUUUGUUUGGCAUCACAAGCCGAACAAGUGUUUUAUAAACCAUACCCUUCAAUGACAAGGGAGACUAAAGAUAAGUGGGCGGUGAUCAAGACAAAACCAAGAGGAGUAUUUGAAGUUAUCGAAGCUGAAAUGGAAGCAGAUGAAAUCUUUCAGGAUGAAGAACGAUUUGAGUCACCCCUUACUGUAACUCGUGCAGAACGAUUGUGCCUAGCCUCAACUACAAAUACGUAUGAGCAAAUAUCUGACGACGAGAAUGAGAGAAUUAGGGAGGAAGACGAAGAAGUGGAAGAUUUUGAAGUCGAAGAUGAUGAAAACGAGUUGUAUUAUUCAGAAGAAGAAUUUGAAGACGAAGAUGAUGAGGACGGAUGUGAGGAGCAUUGUCUUUUGUUGAUGAUAAGAGCAUUCAUGUCGGGUAAUGGACGCAAGGAUAAAGGCCACAUUAACAACUCUUUUUCUGGUAGUGCGAGGCAUAGGGUGGGGAGGGCAUCCCCUAAUUCUACCGAAGAGCCACGUUAUAGGACGUCACUCAUACCGAUCGAUAUGCCGAUAGUGAUAGGAGUUGCAGGCUCCAACAGUCAGGGUGCUAUUAGUCAGCAAACCGGUAUGGCUGAUCCUUUAGCAGACUUGGCCGAGAUUCUUUGCCGUCGGGCUCGAGAGACGGGUCAUAUGCCCCAGCUCCCACAUACGGAUUAUAGGCCUCAGCUCCCACCAUAG